AUCUUUCUCAGCUGGGGAACUGCUGGGCGCACAAGAGGCCCGAGGCUCGCGGUCCCGGGCGCGCGCCGCCAAGCGCUCUGGUCCCCGCUCACUGCGCGCUCUCUCCCAGGUGCCUGCGUCGGUGGGGAGCAGCUGCAGCAGGUGGCAUCCGGGGUGGGGUCAAUGAAGCGCAACCUAAGGAAGAUGUUGCGCUCUGGGGAGAAGAAGGAACCCCAGGGCGUUGUCUACCAGGGCGUGGAGGAUGACAUGGACGACUCCCAGGAUUCUUUCAAGGUGGUUUUGGAAGGAAAUUUAUGUCCAUUACAAAAUUUUUUGAAGAAACGAAGAAAAUGUAGCAGAUAUGAUGAUAUAAGUGCCUCUCCUUUGCAUUAUGCUGCAGAAGAAGGUCAAGUCCAGCUGAUGGAAAUGAUCCUAAAUGACUCCCCAUGUGAAGUGCUGAAUAUGAUGGACAAUUAUGGAAAUACUCCUCUACACUGGGCCGCAGGAAAAAAUCAGGUUGAAAGUGUUCGAUUUCUACUUAGCAAAGGAGCCAAUCCAAACCUCCGGAACAGGAGCAUGAUGGCACCCCUCCACAUUGCUGUGCAGAACUUCAACAAUGAGGUGAUGAAGGUCUUAACUGAGCACAGCAACACUAAUCUUAAUUUGGAAGGAGAAAAUGGAAACACAGCUGUGAUAAUUGCUUGUUCCAAAGACAAUAGUGAAGCACUACAAAUUUUGUUAAAUAAAGGAGCUAAGCCAUGUAAGGCAAAUAAGUGGGGAGGUUACCCUGUUCACCAGGCUGCAUUUUCUGGUGCCAAAAAAUGCAUGGAAAUAAUAUUAAAGUACGGUGAAGACCAUGGAUAUAAAAGGCAUUCUCAUAUUAACUUUGUGAAUAAUGGGCGGUCUAGCCCUCUCCACAUGGCAGUUCAAAGUGGAGACUUAGAAAUGAUUAAAAUGUGCUUAGACAAUGGUGCACAGUUGGACCUAAUGGAGAAUGGGAAGUGUACAGCCCUUCAUUUUGCUGCCACCCAGGGAGCCACAGAGAUUGUUAAGUUGAUGAUAUCGUCCUAUUCUGGUAACAGUGAUAUUGUCAAUGCAGUGGAUGGAAACCAGGAGACACUAUUGCACAGGGUCUCAUUAUUUGACCACCAUGAAUUAGCAGACUACUUAAUUUCAGUGGGAGCAGAUAUUAAUGCCACUGAUUCCGAAGGACGUUCUCCACUUUUAUUAGCGACUGCUUCUGCAUCUUGGAAUACUGUCAAUUUACUACUCUCUAAAGGUGCACAUGUAGAUAUUAAAGAUAAUCUUGGACGUAAUUUUUUGCAUCUAACUGUACAACAACCUUAUGGAUUAAAAAAUUUGCGACCUGAGUUUAUGCAGAUGCAACAUGUUAAAGAGCUGGUGAUGGAUGAAGACAUUGAUGGGUGUACUCCUCUACAUUAUGCUUGUAGACAGGGGGUGCCCGUCUCUGUAAAUAACCUACUUGACUUUAAUGUGUCCAUUCAUUCCAAAAACAAAGAUAAGAAAUCACCUCUGCAUUUUGCAGCCAGUUAUGGGCGCAUAAACACCUGCCAGAGGCUCCUACAAGAUAUAACCGAUACUAGACUUCUGAAUGAAGGCGACCUUCAUGGAAUGACUCCUCUCCACCUGGCAGCAAAAAAUGGGCAUGAUAAAGUAGUUCAACUUCUUCUGAAAAAAGGUGCAUUAUUUCUCAGUGACCACAAUGGCUGGACUGCUUUGCAUCAUGCUUCCAUGGGUGGGUACACUCAGACCAUGAAAGUCAUUCUUGACACUAACUUGAAGUGCACAGACCGACUCGAUGAAGAAGGGGCAGUUUUAGAUUUAUGUAUGAUGCCCUCCACAGAUGACAAGUCCUGCAAAGACUACUAUAUUGAGUAUAAUUUCACAUAUCUUCAAUGUCCGUUAGAAUUUACCAAGAAAACAAAUCCUGCGCAAGAUAUUACAUACGAACCUCUUACAACUCUCAAUGCAAUGGUACAGCAUAACCGUAUAGAACUUCUCAACCAUCCUGUGUGCAAAGAAUAUUUACUCAUGAAAUGGUUGGCUUAUGGGUUUAGAGCCCAUAUUAUGAACCUAGGGUUUUACUGUAUUGGUCUUUUGCCUAUGACCUUUCUUGUUGUCAAUAUAAAGCCAGGCAUGGCUUUCAACUCAACUGGAAUUAUCAACGAAAGUAGUGAUCACCCAGAAAUGUCAGAUACCAAGAAUUCAUAUUCUAUAAACAUUUGUAUGAUUUUAGUUUUCCUAUCAAGUAUAUUUGGAUAUUGCAAAGAAGUGGUUCAGAUUUUACAACAGAAAAGGAAUUAUUUUUCAGAUAUUAACAAUGCAGUUGAAUGGGUCAUCUAUACAACAAGCAUUGUUUUUGUGUUACCCUUGUUCACUGGUAUACCAGGUCAUGUUCAGUGGCAAUGUGGAGCAAUUGCAAUAUUCUGUUACUGGAUGAACUUCUUAUUGUACCUUCGGAGAUUUGAAAAUUGUGGAAUAUUUAUUGUCAUGUUGGAUGUAAUUAUGAAAACUUUGCUGCGGUCCACAGUCGUAUUUAUCUUCCUUCUUUUGGCUUUUGGGCUCAGUUUCUAUGUCCUUCUGAACUUACAGGAUGCUUUCAGCUCUCCACUGCUUUCUAUAGUCCAGACUUUCAGCAUGAUGCUCGGAGAUAUCAGUUAUCGUGAUGCCUUCCUGGAGCCGUUUUUGAGAAAUGAAUUGACGUAUCCAUUUUUGUCCUUUGCACAACUUAUUAUCUUCACCAUGUUUGUUCCAAUUGUCCUCAUGAACUUACUUAUUGGUUUGGCAGUCGGUGACAUUGCUGAGGUCCAGAAGCAUGCAUCAUUAAAGAGGAUUGCUAUGCAGGUUGAACUCCACACUGGCUUAGAGAAGAAGCUCCCACUCUGGUUCCUACGCAAAGUAGAUCAGAAAUCUGUCAUCGUGUAUCCCAACAGACCCAGAUAUGGUGGAGGAUUAUUUUGUAUAUUUCAUUAUCUCUUCCACACCCAUGAAGCAAGACAAGAAAUGCCAAAUACUGAUACAGUUUUAGAAACCGAAAUGCUGAAACAGAAAUACAGACUGAAAGACCUGACAUCUCUUCUGGAAAGACAGCAUGAACUUAUCAAACUCAUCAUUCAAAAAAUGGAGAUCAUCUCAGAGACAGAGGAUGAAGAUAGCCAUAGUUCUUUCCAAGACAAGUUUAAGAGAGAGCAACUAGAGCAAAGGAAUAGCAAAUGGAAUUGUGUGUUGAAUGCAGUAAAGGCAAAAGCACAGUAAACUUAAGAGUUAGUUAUCCAGACCUGUAACAGGGUUAUUAUUGGUCUGUAGUUACUGGUUACUUUCCAAAUUUUUUAUUUGGAAAGACCAGAAAAAAAAAAAAAAAAGAACCCUGGUUCUGACUGUAGUAAUGUGAAAUGAUUGUUCCUGCAUGCUAUAUAAAAGUCGGUCACUAUGUGUUAGGAAUAGCCUUGCUUAUAUACUACAUGAUCUGAAUUGGUAGAAACUAAUUUGUUAGAAUACACACUUGCAAUUAUUAGGAGUCAUAAAUGCAACUGUUAAGCUAGAAUAAAGCUACCAGUACUGGAUGCCUUCUUGUGUGAUGCAUUCAACUAUAAAGGAAUAGACUGGGUUCCAUCAUUUGUUAUUGCUUUUUUAUUUUAUUUAUUUUCCCUUUUGUUGCCCUUGUUUUUUAUUAUUGUUGUUGAUGAUGAUGUCGUCGUUGUUAGAUAGAACAGAGAGAAAUGGAGAGAGGAGGGGAAGACAGAGGGGGAGAGAAAGAUAGACACCUGCAGACUGGCUUCACCACCUGUGAAGGGACUCCCCUGCGGUGGGGAGCUGGGGACUUGAACCGGGAUCCUUAGGCCAGUCCUUGCACUUCGUGCCACGUGUGCUUAACCUGCUGUGCUACCGCCGGACUCCCUGUUACUGCUUUUCUGUUUUGAAGACCUUGUCAGUGGAACCCUAUGCAAUCUCUUCUGAUGACAGUGAAUUGCCCCACCCUUCAUGCUGCUCCCAACAUACAUAGUAUCAUUCUGGGUUGAGGUCUAAACUAGCGAACCUUAUGAUAUGCAUGAAAUUAACUGCGAAUAACACAUGCCAUUUCUGUAUCUUUGUUUGCCAGUGAU
This is a messenger RNA of Erinaceus europaeus (western European hedgehog), 4103 nucleotides long. It is a transcript of the gene TRPA1, whose product is annotated as transient receptor potential cation channel subfamily A member 1. Bases 163 to 3255 code for a protein of 1030 amino acids. The record is from RefSeq and is a predicted model, not a curated record. NCBI's taxonomy places the organism in Eukaryota, Metazoa, Chordata, Mammalia, Eulipotyphla, Erinaceidae. The transcript is spliced from 25 exons. Gene Ontology annotation, biological process: transmembrane transport; monoatomic ion transport. Gene Ontology annotation, cellular component: membrane. Gene Ontology annotation, molecular function: monoatomic ion channel activity; protein binding.